Cylindrotheca closterium is the source of this 1836-nucleotide messenger RNA. The record is from the annotation of a GenBank genome assembly. Lineage: Eukaryota; Bacillariophyta; Bacillariophyceae; Bacillariales; Bacillariaceae.
AUGGAAUUGAUUCGAGCGGCGACUGAUGGAGACGCAUUGAUUGUCCAAGCAUCAUUGGACGAUGGAGCUGACGUAAAUGCAACCGAUCAGUUUCGAUCCAAUAGGACAUCGUUGUAUUUUGCCUGCGAAAGAGGUCAUGCGAAUGUAGUUGAACUGUUGCUACGGCAUGGUGCGAAUGUGGAUGCUCUUGAUAAAUUCAAUCGUACUCCAUUGCGUGUUGCAUGCGACAAAGGCCAUGCGAAUGUUGUUGAAAUAUUGUUGCGGAAUGGUGCAAAUGUGAAUACUGUUGCUGGUGCAAAGAAAUGGAUACCACCAUUACAUGGAGCGUGCGAGAACGGUCAUGCGAAUGUCGUUGAAAUGUUGCUGCUUAGUGGCGCGAAUGUCAAUGCUGUUGAUUACACGAACCGCACUGCAUUGCAGGAAGUGUGCGAUGGCUAUCGACAAAGCGAUGCGAAUAUCGUUGACAUAUUGUUACGGAAUGGUGCUAAUGCGAUUGUCGCUGAUACAAAGAACUGGACACCAUUGCAUGGAGCAUGCAGAAACUAUCAUGCGAAUUUUGUUGAACUACUGCUGCGGCACGUGGAUGUUGUUCUAGAUGAUGACGACAAUAGUAUUGAAUUGAGUGGCCGUAGAUCUUUAUUUGGAGAACAUGGUCGUGGGAAGAUUAUGGAACUAUUUGCUCGGAAUGGUGGAGACAUAAAUGCCAGGGAUUGGAAUGAUGCUACACUGUUACAUGGAGCCUGUGAGAGUGGUGAACUCGACUAUACUGAAGCAUUGCUGGACAAUGGUGCCGACAUGGAAUUGGCGGACGCAGAAGGAUUGACUCCUUUGCUCAUUGCCUGUAUAUCGGGAAAUCGGGGGGUGGUUACAUUACUGCUCGACCAAGGAGCCAGUAUGGAAGCUCGAGACGAGGAUGGAUGCACUCCAUUGCACCAAGCAGCCAAAUAUACAUUUGUUGAUAUCGCUGAGCUCUUGCUGAGUCGAGGAGCUGAUUUGGAAGCAAGGGACGUGCAUGGCAAUACACCCUUACAUUUGGCAUUCGAUGCAAAUAACCCUGUCUCUGUAGAAACUGUGGAACUUUUGAUGGACCAUGGCGCUAGCUUGGAAGCAAGAAAUGACUUUGGUGAUACGCCAUUACUUUCAGUUUGUCGAAGUUGGGAGUACGAUGACAUUGUUGAACGUGCUCGUCUAUUGCUUGACAAGGGUGCUGAUAUGGAAGCAAGGAACAAUACCGGCUGCACGGCUUUGCACAUGUCAUGUUCCAGAGGAGAGGACUUGAGUGUUGCUCGUUUGCUAUUGGAUCAAGGUGCCAGUUUGGAAUCAAGGGACGUUUUUGGUUGCACACCUUUACAUAGUGCAUGUUCGAAAGGCAAAAUCGAGGUUGCCCGUCUGCUAUUGGACCGAGGUACCAAUUUGGAUGCAAGGAACAGUAGCGAUAUGACCCCUUUACACAUUGCAUGUUCCAAAGGUAAAAUCGAGCUUGCUCGUUUGCUAUUGGACCAAGGCGCCUCAUUGGAAGCAAGAAACAAUGAAGACAUGGCAGCUUUGGAUAUUGUAUGUUCCAAAGGCAAUAUCGAGGCUGUUCGUCUACUAUUGGACCAAGCAGUUGCUGAUUCGUUGGAAACGAUGAACGAUAUGGGAUGCAGGCCGUUGCAUUUUGCAGCUCUCAACAAUCGUACUGAUGUUGCUCGCCUACUUCUAGAUCGGGGUGCCAUAGUAGAUUCCAAGACCCUUGCAAGGACGACACCGCUGUCCUUGGCAUGUCAAAAAGGCCACGUGGAGAUGGUAUGGCUGCUGGUGAGGCGAUGCCCAUGGCUUGUAGAUGGACAGGUAUAA